AUGGCAUCGCAAGCUCCAGGUUCAUCCGCUCCAUCGUCCAAUGUCAACUCCCCGAUUCUGCCACCCAAUGGCGGACCUCUGCUCAAUGCGCAAUUCACCGAUCUGAACGCGCGAUCUUCUCCGGCUCCCUCCGCUCAAGGUGAUGGUCGAGCAAAGCGCAACAAGCGAGACAGUCGCAAGAAGCGUGAGGCUAAGGGCCUAGACACUGAAAGUGCACCACCUCCACCGAAGAAACGCGCCACAGCAGCGGCAAACACAGCUCUUCCCAGCUCCAAGCUGCGCAUUCUCCGUCCAUUGCUCCUCGCCGAGCCACACGACUCAGAUCGUUUCCCUCCACAGCCUCGCCAACUGAAUCUAGUGAGCAGAAAGUCUUCCGACGUUCUCGGUCAGAGCUGGGAUUUCUAUGAGGUUGUCGACAAACUCACCAAUAAAAAUGGAUUUCGCUACAGCUAUGCCAUCUCAGACCCGGGCUUCCCUCAUAUCAAAUAUCGCCAGACAGAUGUUCGCCCAUACCAUGCCCGGUUUAGUUUUGAGGAUUCGCCAGCUGCCAUUUCAUUUUCGGAGAGUGCCACUGCGGUGACCACUAGUGAUGCAUGGCACACUGCUCGCGCUAACGUAUGUGCUCGGGAGGGCACCUACUACUACGAAGCUCGUGUGAUCAGUGGCAUUGUGAACGAUCCAGCAGCGGCCCCUAACGGUAGACCGAAAACCUCGCCUCGCGGCCAUGUUCGCAUUGGAUUCGCCCGACGCGAGGCCGACCUUGAUGUGAAUGUCGGAGUGGACUGCUACGGGUACGGGAUUCGGGACGUCAACGGCGAAGUGGUCAACCGCAUGCGAUGCGAAUUCUUCUUCCCCAAGGGCGAGGCUAUCAAUGAAGGCGAUGUCAUUGGCAUGCUCAUUACUCUUCCACCUCUGUCACUGCACAAGAAAAUUGUUGAAGGAUCUUACGAUCCGGUGGCUGAUGGAGACGGCUCAUCCCAACCUCCUAGUGCAGCCAAUAUCAUUCGUGAUCGGAUUCCCUUCCAUUACAAAUCCGACUUUUGCUGGCAGCAAUCCAAUGUUUUCUCAACUAAACAUCUCCGCGACUACGCAUUCAACCUCAAAGAAACACCAACCUUUGGCCCCCCGUCUCCUCUAAACAGCGAAGAUGCCACCCUUCGCACACUGCCAGGGUCCAGUAUCACCAUUUUGAAGAAUGGCGUUCAAAUGGGUACCCCCUUCAAAGAACUCUACGCUUUCUUGCCACCCGCCAGUCGUCUCGCCAAUGGCACCAACAACCUUGGUAUCGGCGAGCGAGAAAACGCCGACGAUGGUAUGAUUGGUUACUACCCCGCAGUAAGUUGCUAUGGCGGCGGCGCCGUUGAAUGCCGUUUCGAAGGACCGUGGUGGGUUGGUCCACCCGAGCACACUGAGACCGGAGCGCCCGUCCGUCCCAUGGGCGAGCGUUUCAACGAUCAAAUCGUCGAAGACGUGGUGGCCGACAUUGUGGACGAGGUCGAAGCGAUGUUCACAUGGGGCGGCAUUGACGGCGAUGUGAUUAACAAUAACACGGAGCUAGAUGGAACCGGAGCUGUAGGCGGAGCAGAGGUUCUGAAGGGUGGCGUUGGUGCGGCGCUUGACUAUGCGCUCGCUGCUAAUACCCCCGGCACGGCUGGAGCGUCUGAUUCUGCGGCGAAUAGCAAUCGCGAGACACCGGCUGCAGGCGAUGUCGGCAACCAGCCUGUUCAAGAUACGACGAGCAUUGGAACGGCUGGCACGCCUAAUGUCGAAGUGCAGGGCGAUGGUGAUGGCGAUGUUGAGAUGACUUAA
Penicillium soppii is the source of this 1809-nucleotide messenger RNA. RefSeq names its product SPRY domain-containing protein. The record is from RefSeq and is a predicted model, not a curated record. Gene Ontology annotation, cellular component: Set1C/COMPASS complex. Gene Ontology annotation, molecular function: transcription cis-regulatory region binding; protein binding. The transcript has a single exon. The coding region runs from base 1 to 1809 and encodes 602 amino acids. NCBI's taxonomy places the organism in Eukaryota, Fungi, Ascomycota, Eurotiomycetes, Eurotiales, Aspergillaceae.